Messenger RNA from Ctenocephalides felis (cat flea), 702 nucleotides. RefSeq names its product RCC1 domain-containing protein 1-like. The record is from RefSeq and is a predicted model, not a curated record. Lineage: Eukaryota; Metazoa; Arthropoda; Insecta; Siphonaptera; Pulicidae. The transcript has 6 exons. Bases 1 to 702 code for a protein of 233 amino acids.
AUGAAACUUUUAUAUUGUGGAUUUAAUGGCUUCAAACAAAUUCCUCAUGAAAAUAUUAUUAUUUCAAAAUUAAGUACCUUUGCAUAUAAAAAUAACAGUGAAUAUGAAUUAGAAACUGUAUCGAAAAUACAUUAUAAUAAAUAUGUCACAAAUAAUGUACCUUGCAAGUCUGAAGUGGUGCAAUAUUUAUGUGCGGGCCAUUUUCUUACUGCUAUAGUAUCUCUAGAUAAUAAUUUAUACAAAACUCCAAAAGAGGCACGGGCAAGUGUAGAUGGAACUGUUAUUGAUAUAUCUAGUGGUUUCGAACAUACUUUAUUAUUAACGGCAGAAGGAAAAGUAUAUUCAUGGGGCGUAGGAAGCCGUGGCCAGUUGGGACAUGGAGAAAUAUCUAAUGAAAGAUUUCCACGCUUAGUAGAAGCAUUAGAUGGAAUACAGAUUUCGAAAAUCUCAGCAGGUGGAUGGCAUAGCUGUGCAGUGGGCAUAUUAGGAGAAUUAUACACUUGGGGGUGGAAUGAAAAAGGACAAUUAGGAUUACCUAUUCCUAAGAGUUCUUUGAAAUCUUUACAAAAGUCAAUAGCUACAGAAACUGAUUCAUUCAAUGUAUUUCAAAUAAGUAGUGGAAACCGACAUACAGUAAUAUUAGGAAACGACAUGAAAUUGUAUGGUACAGGUUGGAAUAAAUACCAGGAAUUGAGGAUAUGA